Molecule: messenger RNA, 9849 nt
Organism: Gregarina niphandrodes
Lineage: Eukaryota; Apicomplexa; Conoidasida; Eugregarinorida; Gregarinidae
Product: putative NF-X1 finger and helicase domain protein
Exons: 4
Coding region: 1-9849 (3282 amino acids)
Cellular component (GO): nucleus
Molecular function (GO): helicase activity; ATP binding; zinc ion binding
Source: RefSeq, a predicted model, not a curated record
AUGCCGGCAAGAGGAGGCCCAAACGGACCCACGACCUUGGAACAGCUGUUAGCACUAUUUCAGAAGGCGAGCUUUUUCGUUAGGCAAGACGAGGACAUGGCGCAGCGCGUAGUACUAAAGUUGGCCGAAGAAGGCGGGCUGCAGCGCAUUGAGCAGCUGGCAGAUGCUGUUCCGACGGAGGUGACGUCGUUGUCAGACAGUUAUUCAUUAUUCGAGCGUGGAGUUAUGCCGCUGCAACGGGUGUUUACCGACGCGUAUGUGUCAGAGUCACUUUUGUUGGAAAGGAGCGUGGCAACAGUUUUCAACUUUAUGUACGGAUUUUCGGGCGUGCGCGGAAUGAAGUGGGUGGAGUUCACAACCACUGUCUUGGAGAGGACCCGAAGCGGCGAGAUUGAAACGCUCCAAAAACAGAUUCCGUUGGUUGAGCGAAUUGAGCAAAUUCGGUUGUCGAUACAUUUUUUUGAGCGGAUGGUCAUGCUCAAUUCGGACGCGAAGGUUCAGGUACGGCUGGCCAGAGUCACGGAGAGACUGCAGGCCGUGCUCAAGGGAGUCUAUACUCCGGAGCUUUCCUGGCUUUUGCAAAAAACGCGGUCAUGUAUGGAGCGGGUUCUAGAUCUGUUCGAGGUGGGUAACGACCUGCCGUCCCAGUUUCAAGUCAUUGCUACUGCCAGAACUCAAGACCCCGACUCUGAAGUCGACGGCUCCGAAGACGCCACUGCCUCCAACGACAGUGGUGGCGGAAACUCCAGUGGCGAUGAUGCCGUCGUGAGCCAGGAAAGGCCGCGAGGGGCUUACAGAAGAAAGGAAGCCCCAGGGGGUCGGCACGAUAACGAUCAUGCCGACAUAAGCCGAAUCAUGGUCCUUCCCACUUACGCGGAAGUCCAGUGCAUGCGUGCUCCGUAUUUGCCUCCCGUGAACCCGAGGAAUUGGCAUUUGUCAGGUCUCGCAGGUUUGCUUGACCGGCAGUUUCGACUGCUACGAGCAGACACAGUUGGUCAACUGAUUGGAGCGGUCAGUUCUGAGUUGCACGAAGGCGACGCGAAGGAAACCGGGAAGGGCAAGCAGGGAGGCACACGCGUGUAUCGAGACUUGCGAGUAACACGGUUGAACAUUGAGCCAGUGCGCGGGUUGGAAAUCACCGUAGAAUUUCCGCAGCCGGAGGACCAGCGGCUUUUCUCAUGGAAACCGGCGGAGUGGUGGCGAGUUACGAGACGCCUUCAACUCGGGUCUCUCGUAUGUCUCCUGGGAUCGUGUGGCAUUCUGGUAUUCUGUACCGUCGUCGAGAAACCGGCCAAGAAGGGAAAUAGGUCGCCAACGCUGUUGGAAAUGCUUUCGGAUGACCCACACACGGCUAAGGUUUUGCUGCAUGUGGUGGAAAUGACGGGUGAGAACGUGGCAUGUGUAUUCGACGCUUACCGGCGGCAGCAUAUGAAAUCCGAUUUGCGAUUGGUUGAGUUUCCUGGAGUCGUCUUGGAGUCUUUCCGGUCUACACUGGAGGCCCUGAAAAGCAUGGCGCGAAGCAUGACCAUGCCUUUUGCGCAAUUCCUAGCACCGGAAGAUCCAGCCCGAGCACUACAGGUCCCACCUCCGACGUAUAGUCUGGCGCCGGACUUUGCCUUUGACCUCAGCUGCCUGAAGAAGCGGGACGGAGACUUUUCUAGUCGGACAGUGACGGAAGGUCCUUUGUUGAAAGUGGGCGAGACAUUUGAUGUAGCGGAAUUGGAAGAGGUCACGACCUUGGACCAUGGCCAGGCGGUCGCCCUGAUAAAUGCGUUACAAAGAUCCAUUGCCCUCAUACAAGGACCACCCGGUACUGGCAAAAGCUUCACAGGUGUUUCGUUGAUCAAGGUGCUGCUGGCGAAUAAGCAAAAAUGCGAUCUAGGACCGAUCGUGUGUGUGUGCUAUACUAACCAUGCCUUAGAUCAGUUAUUGGAAGAUCUUAUUGGCAAAGAAAUAACCAAAUCGGUCAUUCGUAUUGGAGGCGGUUGCAAAUCGGAGGUCAUAGACUCCCAAUACCGAUAUUUCGAUCAAGUGCACCAGUUUAUGGAAACGCGGGGUGAAAGAGAUGCGCUCUAUCGCGCCCGAAAGAAGUUGGCAGGCCGAGCGAAGGAGCUCAAGCAAUGCAUGAGCAGCAUGUCCUGUUGCGAUCGACUGGAAGACUAUUUAAGCGAGUAUCACCCCCGUCAUUACGAUCAGCUCUUUAGUCUGCAGCAGUCGGAAGUAGAGCAGUCAGCGGUAGAGGGUUUGCAACAAGUGCGAGAAUGGCUAUAUGGUAUGUUUGAGGGACGUGUGAGCGAAAUGGUGGACCCGGAAAUAGACUCGGAGCGGCCAGUCAAAGACCUGUUGGAGGCGGAUCUGUGGACACUGACAGCUGCCGAACGGUCGCGUUUGCUCGACUACUGGUUUGAGAUGCUGGACAAAGAUGCUUGCAACAGCAUUACAGGCGUCCUUUUUGAUUACGUGGAGGACAGGGAAGACUUUUAUCGCGUUCGCGAUGAGAAGGGGCUACGUCUGCUGCAGGCUUCUGACGUGGUCGGGUUGACUACCACCGGGCUGACUCGGAAUCUGGAGACGCUGCGACGUUUACGGGCUAAAGUUUUGUUGUGUGAAGAAGCUGGCGAAGUAUUGGAGGCUCACCUGUUGACCUCACUGUUGCCCUCUGUUGAGCAUGUCAUCUUGAUCGGGGACCACCAGCAGCUACGGCCGCAUAGCCAGAACUACGACUUGAGCGUUGAAAGCUGGCAAGGCGCCCAGUACUCCUUCGAUGUGUCUUUAUUUGAGAGACUGGUCUCGCCCAGACCCGGGACGGGUAUGCGAAUUCCCUACGACACGCUCGCCACACAGAGGAGGAUGCAUCCGAGCAUCUCCCGACUAAUCUCUUCCACCAUUUAUCCUGACCUGCUCGAUGCACCCUCGGUCUCGGUUUAUCCGCCGGUAGUGGGAAUGCGGAAGCGCCUGUUCUGGUUCGAUCACCGGGAACCAGAAGCCGCGGCAGACGCGUCUCCUCACGGAAGCCGCUUCAAUGACUUCGAGGUACAAAUGGCGGUGGGACUGGUUAAGCACCUAGUGCGACAAGGAGUCUAUGGCAGCAAGCAGAUAGCGGUGUUGACCCCAUACUUAGGCCAGUUGAUCAAGCUCAAAAAAGCACUCGGCAGCCAUUUUGUGAUUGCUCUGGGCGAAGGCGACCAAGAUGAUCUACUCAGGGCCGGACUGGCGGCGGACGUGGACGUUACGCCUACAGCCACCGGCGAUACUGUUAUCGGCGACGCUGUCACGUUGGAGUCCACUGGGGAGAGACGGCAGGCGGUGCGUUCGUCGCUAUUGAGUUCCUUGCGUAUUGCUACUGUGGACAACUUCCAGGGUGAGGAGGCGGAUGUGGUCAUAAUUUCAGUGGUGCGUAGUAACGAGGAGCGUAGUUGCGGUUUCCUUAAGAGCGCGAACCGUAUCAACGUGUUGCUGUCUCGAGCUCGACAUGGAAUGUACAUUUUGGGUAACUCGGCGACGGCCCGAACGGUGCCGAUGUGGGCGCAAAUAAUUCGUUUGUUGUCGCAAGACGAUUGCAUCGGACCCGCCCUGCCGCUCGCGUGUGUGAAUCACCCAGACAUCUACUUGGAGGUUGCCCGGCCGAACGACUUUAUCAUGCACGCGCCAGAGGGCGGAUGCAGUCAACAGUGCCCCAAACCGCUUGGCUGCGGUCACAAGUGUUCAAACAAGUGUCACCCCGACUGGGCUCACGCACUCGUCCCCUGUCUCGUACCCUGUUCCGCCGCGCCAUUCGACUGCGGCCACCCCUGCCCAAAACGCUGCGGACAACCCUGUCCCGACCGCUGUGAAAUACUGCUAAACGUGGAUAUCACCCUCCAGGACUGCGGACACCGACUAACCAAAAUCGCUUGCUGGGAGCACCGUCAGUUCUUCGCCACCCCGACCGCCCCAUUGGGCUCGACCACCCUGGGCACCACCGCCCUGGGCACCACCACUGCGUUGUACAAGUGCAGAGAGCGAGUUGCACACAAGUUUGUGUUCUGCGGUCACGAGCAAGAGGUUGAGUGCUGGAGGGCCGCGCCGGGCGGUGCUGAGUGCGCGCAUAUGUGCGGUCAGUUGUUACCCUGUGGGCACUCUUGUGCGGAACGGUGUAGCGACUGCACCGUGAGCGGCUGUGUGCCCGGUCUUUGUUCGGAGCUGUGCGGCCGCGCGUACGACGAUUGUUCACACACGUGUGCGGCGCUGUGCCACGGCGAUAUCGACUGUGCGCCCUGCGGUGCCCCGUGCGUCCGCGGCUGCACGCAUGGUCCAUGUCGUGCACUCUGCUCGCAACCGUGCACGCCCUGCACCAAACCUUGUAUUGCCCACUGUGUGCACUCUUCCUGCUCCAUGCCCUGCAGUGCCCCCUGCGACCGGCCUCUUUGCAACACGCGAUGUGAAAAGCCGCUCGCCUGCGGUCAUCGGUGUCCCUCCGUCUGCGGCGAGCCGUGUCCCGAACCCAAGUACUGCCAGGAGUGCGCCACCGAAGAGGUCAAGGCCACGCCGGUCGCAAACACGGAACUAUACUUGGGCGACCCACGCUGGGACGAUGGGGACUGUGGCUUGUUCGACUGGCCAUACGCUCCCCGGCACGACGAGGCCACCGCCAAGGCCGCCCGGGGCGACGAGGACCAGGCUACGCGCGCAGACCACGAGACGGCCCGGGACGAGGAGGACCAGGCUACACGCGCUGACGACGACCAGACGGCUCAAGAGGACGCGGACCAAGACAAGCGAACGGACGAAGACAAGGGCACCGCCGGCCUUGACCCGCUCAGUCCGGAGGCUGGUGCGAAGGAGGCUGAGGAGUGGUGGGACUCGGAUGGGGUGCUGUGGCAGACGUACAGGCGAGUUCGGUUGUGGGAAUCGCCGUGCAUAUUCCUGCCGUGCGGUCACUUCUUUUCUGUCGCGCACUUGGAUCUCGAAGUGGCUGCGCAGUUAGCUUCCGACGGUGGACCGGACUCCGGCGGCCAGAGUGGCGAGUUUCCACCGACCACCGGGGGCGAGGGGGUGCUGAAUUCGACUCUGCCUCGUUCGGUCGAGCCGAUCUCGCCUUUUUCGGUUGCUUGUGUGGCUGUGUGUCCGUAUUGUCGAGGGUCGCUGCGUACUGUGGCUCGGUACGGGCGGGUGGUGCGCCGGGCACUGGUGGACGCGUCAGUACGACGAUUGUUGUUGCAGACGACGCGGUGGCUGCUGACCAUGGCCAAGCAGUUGCACUCGGAGCCGCGGCCUCUGGGCGAGUCGCUGUGCGACACGCAGGAGGUUGUCGCUCGCGCGAUCCGGUUCGAUACCCUGGAAUUGCGCGGCAACCGGCAGAGCCAAGCGAAUCAACUGCAUAGGGUCCUUGCGAAGCAUAAGCCCGACGACUGGCGGCAGAUACGCCGACGCAGACUCCUCAUCAAGGAGGCAAUUAGACAGAUCGAGAGAGUGGAGGCGCCCUUCCUGCUCCUGCAGACGCGCAUUCGACAGCGGCGAAGGCACAGUCGACAGCACCCAAACCCCGCGCCCCAAAAUGCGGACGUUACGACCUCUGAAAAUGCGGACGUUACGACCUCUGAAAAUGCGGACGUUACGACCGCUGAAAAUGCGGACGUUACGACCGCUGAAAAUGCGGACGAACACUCGGACUAUGGGUUUGACUCGGAUUUGGUGUACUCGUCGCAGGCUCUGAAGGGACAUUUAUUGCUGAUGCAGGAGGAUACGGCGCUGCUUCUGGAGUUUACUAGCGCUUGCUAUCUGGCGGGCAAAGAAAUAGUCGUGGACCUGACGGAGAACAGGGCCGAGUGCGCUACACUGGUGGCGGCCGCCGAGCGGGUUGGAUUCGUGGAAGUGCAAGUCGAGGGCUUGGUCUGUUUGGCGCAGUUGUGUGCAUCCGAGUUACGGGCCAGCUCCGAUGGAGACACGCUGACCACUCAGGCUCUUGACGCAUUGGAUAAGGCCGAGCGACUUUGCCACGCUGUGCCCUUUGUGGCGCUGGGCCUCGUGGACGGGGUCAUGUCGACCAGAGCUGCGGUCCGCCAACGCAGCUUUUGCCCUAGGCUCAACUUGAGCCGUAGCAUCGAACGGCUCCAAACACGUCUGGACGCCAUGCAGGGAAACUAUCUCUGGUACUGCUGCGCAAACGGACACCCAUUCGCCCCGACCGCCGUCUUUGACCGCUGCUUCGAGUGCGGCGCCGUCCGCUGUUUCGUAGGUACCAAUGGGCCUAUCACAGAUGAUUCCAUCCUGUAUCUGGACUGCGCAAAUUACCAAAACUUUAUCGAAGAUGUCAAAAUCCCCGAAGACAAUGAAGAAGAAUCCUUAUUCGUCCUCGUGGAUUCGGCCAUGAGGUUAGAUGUGAUAUCACCCAGUGCAGUUUUCGGGUCCCAAAACUGCGUACGACUGCUCGACCACCUGCGGGGUCAGGAGUGGUAUAAGGAUCAAAUGAACGUUUACCAUGAAGCCGAGCGAGCGGCUGAGCGAGAAGCCAUACGUCUUUUCGACCACUUGUCAUUGGAAAUUCGAACAGCCUUGUGCCACAUGUUCCAGAAAGAGACACUUGAAUCUCCCGAGUUAUACGUGCACCAGGCUAGGGCAAUUGAUUCGUUGUUGGAUGGACAUGAUUUAAGUCUUAGCACAAGCACUGCUAGCGGGAAAAGCCUAGUGUUUAUAGCUCAUGGCAUUGACAGACUAGUGAAAAUCCCAGGAAGUACGCUGCUGGCGAUUUAUCCUACAAAGGCGUUGGCUCAGAAUCAACUGCUCAAAUGGCAGGAGAUGGUUGAGGAAGUGAAGAGGGUGAAUUCUGUUCAUACAAUCCCGUGUGGAGUAAUUGAUGGUGAUGUCGAGUUUGCCAGGAGGCAUGACCUGGUCUUGCAUAAUCGAAUAAUUCUGACUAACUUUGAUUUCCUUCACAAAACAAUGGCCAUGUGGAAACGACUCGAUUUCAUUCGCCGACUCGUGUUCAUUGUAGUGGAUGAAGCACACGUGUGCAGGGGAGUGUUCGGCGCCCAUGCAGCGCUUACCUUGAGAAGGGUGCUACUGCUCAAUAAAUACUUAACUGCUCAACAUACUCGAGAUGUAGUGAGGAAACGACGCCGUAUUUUGGUUCCUGACACAACCCAAUUGUCUGUUCUCCGGACAGAUACAGAAGGGCAGCGAGCCAGUGAUGAGGGCCAGCCACCCAAUGAUCAAGACCAGCAAGCGAGCGACCGGGAAGCGGGCGGUCAACAACCCAAGGUUGACGAAGAACAUCAACAGUCGCGGAAAGUCCAGUUGAUGACUGCUUCAGCUACGUUAGGUAACCCUGAGCGACAUUUUGAGCUUCUAACAGGGCGCCAGUGUGUGUCCAUUACUCAUGAUGGCGCCCCGAGCGGGGAGAAGUUCUACGUUCUUUGGGACCCUUCUGUGGUGCAGCAUCACGUCGAUGAAGCCCCCCAUGGCAAUGCCACUAGUGUGUCGAGGAAGCUCCCCAUUACGAUAUCUCCAAAGGUUGCGUCUACGUUACUCACGCCAAAGCGGUCGUCAACCAAGUCCGAUCUCUCCACUCAUCCCUUCCCUGAGGUUCUGCCGAAACGGGUUGUGUCGGCGCCCGGUCUGUCCCUUGUUGGUGCGUCCAUUACGGAGGAUGCCGUAGUAGGAACGUCGAAUCUAAUGUCAUUUUCGGAGACCUUUUCGGCCGGUGUGGUCGAGAGGAAGGAGUCUGCAAUUCAGGAUUCGAUUAGGUUGUUCUGCUACUUUGUGGACCAGAAUGUGCGGUCUUUUUUGUUCUGUAAUAGCCGGAGUCUGGUGGAGAUUAUAUACAACGAGGUUACGAAGAAGCUGCCUUUCAAUAACCGUGUAGUCAACUACCGUGGUGGUUAUACAAAGGAGUCCCGGCGUGAGCUGGAAUCGAGAAUGUUCAAGAAUGAGGUGAUCGGGGUUAUUACGACGAACGCAUUGGAGUUGGGUAUUGACCUGGGGCUACUGGAUGUGGUCAUAACGCUGGGAUUUGAAGGUAGCGUGAGUAGCGUUAAACAACGCCUUGGCCGUGCUGGCCGUGCCGACAAUCGCGCGAGCAUCGGCUUCCUGGUCGCCUUCGACUCGCCGGUCGAGCGUUACGUCGUCAAGGUGCUCAAAAAUGACUUCUGGCGCAAGCCGCCUGAACCCGUAGGACUCAAUCCCGGAAACGUCAUCUUGCUGAAACAACACCUCUUGUGUGCACUCAAGGAAAUCAACACGCCAAUCAGCACCAAGGUACUCACCGCCGUUUUUGGCCCACCAGUAUUGGGCGCCAUUCAGGUCGCAGAGAACACGGGAGAGAUAAGACAAGUCGCGCACGGAUAUUACAAGUUCGCCGUGACCAGUAGAGCGUUGAUAAUGGCCAAAACGAGUGGAGGAGUUCGAGCGGACCACGAGGCGAAGGCAUUGGACUUGGAUAGUCUGUGUCGCGGCGGCGGAGUGCCGGUGACAACGGUGGAGACAGUGCUGGGGACGGACUUGGAGGAGCUGGACAUUGAGAGUAUGUUUCCGUUUCUUUCGCGGAAACGACGAGCGGGGGAGGAGCCGGAGCCGGACCGUCCGACGCUAGCGGAUUUGUAUCAAAUCGCGGAGCGCUCGGAGGCGAAGUUGCAUCACGUGGAAAAGCAGGAGGAGGGCGUGUGUGUGUUCGCAGAGGAGUUGCUAGGUCAAUCUGCACAGGCCGCCACGGCCUUCAAAGACCCCCACCAGCUAGUGGACCUUCGCGCCACAGCCAUCCCGAACGUGGUGGUCUACGUCGUGGGCAAAAUCCAGGGCGGAGGAGGCGGCUACUUGGCGGGAGACUGGCGACUGGAAGACCGCCGUUUGGACGAAUCCGACCAGCGACUGUUUGCAGACGUGGUCAAGGGUGCCACACCAAUCGACGAAGUCGAGAUGGUCAACGCCUUCAUGACGCUCUUCCCCGGCGCCGUUUACCCUCACCGUGGCGUCAAAUACGUGGUCAAGGAAUUCAACCCCACUCGCCAGUACGCCGUCAUUCAGAAGCCCCGCGAAAUCGUCCGUCACUACACCAAGGCCGGAGACUCCACCCACUGGGACGUCAUCAGCGUCAGCCACCACUACCAAGUCAGCCUCCGCCCCCACCCAGAGACGUCCCCUGUGAGAAAGACUUCGGAAAGGUUUUCUCCGCUGGGAGAGACUCCACUGGGAAGGGCGUUUGGCGGUGAAACUUUAUCUGGUGUUUGUGACGUCUUUUGCGGGGAUGUGCGGGUACGAGUGACUGUGCCACACUACUACCGCGUAUACGUGGGUUCGGGGGGGCGGCGGGUGGAAAAGGAGCCGUUGGCGAUUCCAGAUCUAGCGUUCGUGACACGUGGGUUAGCGUGGCGAUUAACGGACGUCGUGUGGAAAAGGUUUGGUGCCGUGCGAGGAUUGGCGGCUGCCCGGUUGCCUUCGCACUUGCAUGAGACGUACGUACCAACGGUGGCGGUGCACGGGUUGUCGCACCUGUUGCUCAAGGCGCUCGCGGCCACCGUCUGGUGCGAUGUGAAGGAAAUCAACUGCAACUGCACAGGUGCUUACGCCGUACUGCCUGGCACACACUUUCCACGCGCCUUUGUCUACGAACGAGCCUCCGGCCUCAGUCUCGGCAUCGUCGAUGCCGUCACUCAAGACCUAGCUCAAUGCAUGCUAUAUCAGUGCUACUCCUGCCUCCUCGCCUGCCCCUGCGCCACCGCCGACCGCACCGACGGCUGCCCUGAGUGCGUCCUAUUGCCCACCUGCAGCGAAAAAAACGACCUCAUCAGCCAUACAGCCACCAAACUUCUCCUCCAGUGCGCCCUGCCUAGCACACUCUUCCAGGAGGCCCAGCCCCCCGCCAGCACUCUCUGA